AUGAAUGGGACUCUCCAGUGUGCUGACCCCUGCCAGGAGUACACUGUGCUGAAUGAUGACUGGCACUCAACAAAUAACACGUCCACCAAGAACCCAGGCUGUGAUCGAAAUUCUAGAAACAAGCUUGGAGAGUGCAGGCACAGAGGGUUUGGAUCACACAACUGUGGACGCAAUCAAGAUGCUGGUGUCGUCUGUGAAGAAUCUAUCAGCACAGUUGUACCCACCACACCUGUUACAACACCUGUGACCAUCACCACCACUCAAGUGACAGCUGACAUCCCCUCCACCACAACACCUGACAACAGCUCAGCAGUUGAGGGUGAGGUCCGUCUGGUUAACAGAGGGAACCAGUCCUGCUCUGGCAGAGUAGAGAUCUUCCACCGUGGACAGUGGGGGACGGUGUGUGAUGAUCAAUGGGGCCUGGCUGAUGCUCAGGUGGUGUGCAGACAGAUGGGCUGUGGCAGGGCUCUGUCAGCACCAUCAGUUGCCUAUUUUGGACAGGGCAGUGGACCCAUCUGGAUGGAUGCUGUAAACAGCAUUCACACUAUUGUUAUUCAAAUCUUUAAGUUCUCUAAGUUAUUUCACUUUUUCUACAAAAUUUUGCCCCAUUGAAAUGAAUGGGAAAAUUUUCCACCUUUC
Molecule: messenger RNA, 639 nt
Organism: Labrus mixtus (cuckoo wrasse)
Lineage: Eukaryota; Metazoa; Chordata; Actinopteri; Labriformes; Labridae
Product: deleted in malignant brain tumors 1 protein-like
Exons: 3
Coding region: 1-612 (203 amino acids)
Cellular component (GO): membrane
Source: RefSeq, a predicted model, not a curated record